GCAAGCUGUUGGAGUCAGCCGAGCACAAUUUAGUGUUGCACGCGUUUGUUUUCUUUCCGUGUGCCGCAGCUAGCAUUGCUAGCAACAAACUGAAAACUGCAACACCUUUGAAACCAUACGUGCUGUUGAACUGAUACUAAAACACAAUGAAACCCGCAGUGGACGAGAUGUUUCCUGAAGGAGCUGGGCCCUAUGUGGAUCUGGACGAGGCAGGAGGCAGCAGCGGUCUGCUCAUGGACCUGGCAGCCAAUGAAAAAGCAGUGCACUCUGAUUUCUUUAAUGACUUUGAGGAUCUGUUCGACGACGAUGACCUUCAAUGAUGACGGCAUCUGAGCACCUGCGUGUUGCUGUGAACGUGUACAUAAGAAAAAUCGUGAUAUUGGGCUUUUGCUGACUACAAGUUCUCUCUUAUUUGUACAGCCCCCUCCUCCUUUAUGUCUGUCAUCACUGUACUGAAAUAAAGACUUUUUGUUUUUACUAUAAGAAAA
Epinephelus moara (kelp grouper) is the source of this 488-nucleotide messenger RNA. RefSeq names its product COP9 signalosome subunit 9 (gene cops9). NCBI's taxonomy places the organism in Eukaryota, Metazoa, Chordata, Actinopteri, Perciformes, Serranidae. The record is from RefSeq and is a predicted model, not a curated record. The coding region runs from base 147 to 320 and encodes 57 amino acids. The transcript has 3 exons. Gene Ontology annotation, biological process: negative regulation of protein neddylation.